CUGCUCUUAUAUCGUGAUAUUAAUUUAUUUUUUUAUUGGCGCAAAAUAAUUGCUAAUAAACAGUAUACUGAUACUUGUAAAGAAUACGCUUUCUGAUAAUACAAUUGCAAACUUAUGCUCGUGUUUUUAGGGGAAGAUCCGCCAUCCAACACAGCUUCCACCCUCAUGUUGUUUAUAAUUACCGAGGCUCGACGUACUCCAUGACUCGGAGUCUCGCUAAUAACUAAAGCGCUCAGCUUCUGCUUGACUCGCUUCUUGCGAUGUUUCUUAGUCAACUUUUUAAUUCGGUACGAGCAGAUGGUGAUAUGCUUGUCAAUUGGUUCAAUGACAGUUUCAAAACUUUCUGCGACAUCACAUCCUCAAUCACCGAAGUCUGCUGAGGUUUAUUUGACACUUCCAUCACCCUCUCCUUCGAUUCCCCCUUCGCUUUUUGCACAAUUUCCAUCACCGGUUCACCAACCUCUUGGACUUCCUGUGGCUUGAAUGGCUCUUGACGUUGAGUCGUAGUGGGUGACGGAGCACCCUCUUGCUGUCCGCCCAUUCGAGAUUUCUGCAGCAGGUCGGCAACCUUGAUUUUUUUCUGUACUUGAGUCAACC
This is a messenger RNA of Umbelopsis ramanniana AG, 597 nucleotides long. RefSeq lists its product as uncharacterized. The transcript has a single exon. The coding region runs from base 298 to 483 and encodes 61 amino acids. NCBI's taxonomy places the organism in Eukaryota, Fungi, Mucoromycota, Umbelopsidomycetes, Umbelopsidales, Umbelopsidaceae. The record is from RefSeq and is a predicted model, not a curated record.